Messenger RNA from Caenorhabditis remanei, 738 nucleotides. RefSeq lists its product as uncharacterized. NCBI's taxonomy places the organism in Eukaryota, Metazoa, Nematoda, Chromadorea, Rhabditida, Rhabditidae. The record is from RefSeq and is a predicted model, not a curated record. The transcript has 4 exons. The coding region runs from base 1 to 738 and encodes 245 amino acids.
AUGGGUAGAAAAGGGCUCGGAAAGAAGGGCGCUAGCGCCGUCAAUCUCAGUUACAACCCCCCGACGAUCAUGAAGCUCACUGCUGCAAUUUUGUGCUCGAUUGCUUUUGCAACUACUUUUGCCGCUGAUGUCCCAGAGGGUCAUACUGUAGUUGCUCAAUGCAAAUGCAGUGAUUUGGAUGAAUGUGCCGAGACCAUCGCUACUAAAACCAACAACUGCAAGAAGAAGGCUGAAUGCACCAACUUCCUUAAAGAAAUUGGAGAUGUCACCAAGAUUAUGGCAUGCUUGGAUGCAGACCACGAACAAAUGAUGAAAGUUGAGGCAUGUGCCAAGAAGAAGUUGAAUGGAGAGCUUGGAUGCACCAACUCUGCUACCCCAGUCAACCUUACCAUCCCACUCAUCCCAGUCAUUGAAAUCCCGUCUUUGGAAGAAUCGGGAGCUGUUCCAGUCGGAGAGCAGGCUAAUGCUCAAGCCGAGCCACCACUCCAAUUGAGACAAUACCUUAUGUGCAUUGAUGAGUGCACCCAUGACGAUAUGGAAGUCAUUCCAGGAAGAAAGAAGAGAAGCCCAGCUACCUGCGCAUUCAAGCUGAAGUGUGCUCUUGCUCCACCAUCCGACUCUACUCAGAACGCUUACACCGAGUGCCAAAAGGAGCUCGGCUACGACCCCACCAAGGGAGCUGCUGACUCAUGCAAGUGCCUCAAGGCUGCUGGAGUCAAUAUGACCUGCCCAAACUAA